This is a messenger RNA of Lindgomyces ingoldianus, 653 nucleotides long. RefSeq lists its product as uncharacterized. The record is from RefSeq and is a predicted model, not a curated record. NCBI's taxonomy places the organism in Eukaryota, Fungi, Ascomycota, Dothideomycetes, Pleosporales, Lindgomycetaceae. The transcript is spliced from 3 exons. Bases 165 to 653 code for a protein of 162 amino acids.
CUCCCACUAUUUUUCAUUCUUGGAAAUUGUAAUCCGUUUGAGUUUGCUCCGUGCAACCCGAACUCAACUUUCACACCGCAACGACGAUUGUUGUUCACCUCAGCCCUUGGCGGAAAACACAACCACAGCAACCGUACUUACUAAUUGACCACAGAGCCCUCAAAAUGUCCUCCUCACUCCCUAAACCCUCUGAUUCCACCUUCACCCCUUACCCGUACGACACCUCCCUCGCAGACCUCGGCCAAAUCCGCUACGACCAAGAUGUAGCCGCAAUUGGCGACCGCGACCACGCUUUCUUCACGCAAGCACCGGUCCAUGUCGCCUCGGGUCGGGCCCCGGAAGGUCUUGAGGCCCAGGUUUUCGCUUGGAACCUUAUGCAACACACAACUGAGGAUCGCGAUGACCGAGAAGAGCUGAAGGGAGAUCUACACGGGGGGCAGCUUCACCGUGCAAAUCGGGCCGCAUUGCAGCCGGUGCCGAAUAUGUCGCUACUGGAACCGGUCGGUGGAAGGGGUCGAGCUAAUCUUUCGCCAUUUGAUCCUCUGGUUGCCGCCUAUAAGCCAGAGAAUAGUUGUCCACCAUUGGCGAAGGGGCACGCAGCUGAGUUGCCGGCGGAGCUCUUCUGGAAUGAACCGAUACCUUGCGAUUUGUAA